Molecule: messenger RNA, 725 nt
Organism: Salvelinus sp. IW2-2015
Lineage: Eukaryota; Metazoa; Chordata; Actinopteri; Salmoniformes; Salmonidae
Source: RefSeq, a predicted model, not a curated record
AUGGUUCAGAAGAGGACUCCAGGACAGUCAUUGAGUGAUUCUUUUCUGCCUGUCUUUCCUACUCGUUGCUCUUCUCUAUAUGUAAAACCCAAACACUAUGAGACAGCAGCAGACAACACACAGCCUCCCCCACUGGAGCCAGAGCUGGAAGAGUUCCUCAUCCCUCGUAAUCCAUCAGUGUCCCCACAUAAGAGCUGGCUCUACCUGCACUUCCCUCCCCUUCUAGUGGCUCCUCUGCCACUGGAGGACACCAAGGCACUGCCCCCGUUAAUUAAGAGGCCUCUCCUGGAGGAGGGUGAAGGCUCAGUAACUAAGUAGCUCAGACUCCGCUGUAAGAACGUGCUGGAGAUCCGGCGGCGGAAGAUGAACAGGCACAAGUACAAGAAGCUGCUGAAACGCACCAAGUUCCCGAGGAGGAGAGUGUUGGAUGGCAGGAGGGAAAAGAAUCAGAAACACUUUGAGAUGGAUCUUCAGAGGAUCUGGAUGCGAGCUGGACUGAAGAAAUCCCCAGGGAUGGAAUACACAGAGGAUCUGGAUGCGAGCUGGACUGAAGAAAUCCCCAGAGGGAUGGAAUACACAGAGGAUCUGGAUGCGAGCUGGACUGAAGAAUCCCAGAGGGAUGGAAUACACAGAGGAUCUGGAUGCGAGCUGGACUGAAGAAAUCCCCAGAGGGAUAGAAUACACAGAGGAUCUGGAUGCGAGCUGGACUGAAGAAAUCCCAGAGG